UUUGCGAAUAUUCCUCUCGUACCCGUUACUUGCAGCGGAAUUCAAGCGAAAAAAAAACCCAUUUGUGAAAACAAAGCCCAGAAGGAUGUUCUGGUCGCAGGUAUCAGACUUAAGGCUAACCCUUAGCUGGGUGUAAGCAGCUUCCAGCCGCUUGCUGUUGCUGACCAUUAUUCAGCCCCUGGGUCUGGGAUGGCAUCGCUGCGUUGCAUGGUCCAGCUUCGACGCCGCCGACGCGCUUGUUUUACAAACUCGGGUUCUCAGAGGGACAGGGAGCGAAGGUGGAUGGUCCCAAGAUGUUCCUCCUGGUCUGGUUGGCUCUCUCAGUGCCGGGUACCUCGCUAUCUUCCGGGCCGGAUACCAAGGCUAUCUGUUCGGUAUGUUCGUGCGUGGCAAUCGAACACAUCUUGUACAUCUCCUGCGACAAAGGCAGCAGUUUGUAUAGACCGAGCGAGCUCAGACCCCCGGCUGCCAGCCUGUACCACCUCAACCUGCAGAAUAACCUGCUGGGCACCCUGUACCCACAGAGCUUCACCAACUUCAGCAACGCCAUCUCGCUGCAACUCGGCAAUAAUAAACUGCAGGAGAUCCAAACCGGAGCAUUCCAGGGACUGACUCACCUCAAACAGCUCCACCUCAACAACAACGAGCUCCAGGUGCUGCGGGCUGACAUGUUCCUGGGCCUGGAGAACCUGGAAUACCUACAGACCGACUAUAACCUCAUCAGGGUCAUCGAGAGGGGCACCUUCAACAAGAUGCACCGUCUGAAAGUGCUGAUCCUGAACGAUAACCUGAUCUCAUCGCUGCCCGACAACAUUUUCCGCUUCGCCUCUCUCACCCACCUGGACCUGCGUGGGAACAGGCUGCAGAAUAUCCCUUAUAUCGGGGUGUUGGAACACAUAGGCAGGAUUGUGCAGUUUCAACUGGAGGACAACCCCUGGAAUUGUUCGUGCCAGCUGCUGGCAUUGGUCAGCUGGCUGGAGAACAUGCCCUAUCACCUGUACAUUGGGGAACCAGCCUGUGAGACACCUGCUCAGCUCAACGGCAAGUUACUGAAGGACAUGACCCAACGGGAGCUGUGUCCCGAAGAAACCGAUGAUCCCCCCGACUCCAGCCUGCCCCCACCUUUCCAGCUGAACCCCCGAGUGACCCGCCGCCCCCAGCCUGCUCCCAGGACCCCCACCAGCCCACCCAAGAGGUCCCAGUCUGGGAUAGUCUCGGGCAAAUUCCUCUCCAGCAACCGCAACUAUAGCCAAAUCGCGUCGUUCCAAACGCGGGCACCGGCGCUAGUCCAAUGCCCGGCACGGUGUGACUGCCAAAGCGACUCGUCAGACCUGGCACUGAGUGUCAACUGUCAAGAGAGAGGGAUCGAGAGUGUCAGGGACCUGCUGCCUACACCGGGCAGUGCCAGCCAACUGCUCCUGAACGGGAACCACAUCAGGGAGAUGGAGAGCUCGGAGUUUCGGGGUUACGAGGGAUUGGAUCUACUCGAUCUGGGCAACAACAGGAUCUCUGCCAUACACAAGGGGGUCCUGAGUAACCUGACAAACCUGCGGAGGCUGUUUCUGAACGGUAACCAGAUUGAGAAACUCUGCCAAGACAUGUUCCUGGGGCUGCACAACCUGCAAUACCUUUACCUGGAGUACAAUCUCAUCAAGGAAGUGCUGACGGGCACGUUUGAUUCCCUGGCCAACCUCCAGCUGCUCUAUCUCAACAACAACCUGCUGAAGGGUCUGCCAGCCUAUGCUUUCUCUGUGGUGCCCCUGUCCAGGCUCAAUCUGAGGAAUAACCAUUUCAUGUACCUGCCAGUCAGUGGCGUGCUGGACCAGCUCAGGUCUCUGAGCCAGAUCGAUCUGGAAGGUAAUCCCUGGGACUGCACCUGUGACCUGGUGGCCCUGAAACUCUGGGUGGAGAAACUCAGCCGGGCCACCACAGUGAAGGAAGUGAGCUGUGAGACGCCGGUGGAGUUUGCUGGCCUGGAUUUGAGGGACCUGAAAAGCGAGGUGCUGUGUCCCAGGCUCUUGAGCAAAGGUGUAGCGGUGAGCCCGAGUCCCAGAGCUAGCGUAGCCCCUGGUGCCCCACCUCUGAACCUGAGCAAGACUAAUGCUGGGGGUCCUGUACCCCUCUCCAUCCUUAUCCUCAGUAUCCUGGUGGUGUUAAUCCUCACUGUAUUUGUGGCUUUUUGCCUCCUGGUGUUUGUCUUGCAAAGGCACAAGAAGGGCACUGCCAAACACGAAGCGGUGGCAAGCCAGGAGUGUAGCUCCAUGCAACUCCAUCUGAAGGAGGGAGAGCAGCCGGCGGCCCGGGGAGAGAGCACCGAGCCGGGCACAGCUGGCAAAUUCAUGCCGCAGACCAUUGAGCAGCUCAGGAAGACCUACCCUGGCCCUGAGCAAGGGAGCCCAUUCGCAGACCCCCAAGGCCAGACCAUCUUCCUCAGGAAUGUCGGCGACAGGGACAAGAAACGACUGAGCACCAUCGAUGAACUGGACGAGUUGAUCCCCAGCAGAGACCCCCACCUGCUCUACCGGAAUCUGGUCGAGGGCAAACAGGAGAUUAAUAGCAUCGGCUUCGAGUUACAAUAUCCCGAGAAACAGGGCGAGGGGAAAAAACUGAAGAAAUCUCUGCUGGGGGCGAGCCAUUCCAAAAUGCUGAUGGAGCAGCGCAAAGGCGAGUGUUUGGAACUAAAAAACAAAUUCCAGGGGACCCCGGAUUACUUGCAAGUUCUGGAGGAACAAACCGCUAUGAGUCAGUUGUAGGACAGCUGCAAAUGGGUGUUUUUUUUAAGUAUGAUAUAUACACACAUGGAAAAGUGCCUUUCAUUUAUUUCAAUUGCAGAUAUUGAUCGGAGCCUGGAGCGAUAUUCCUCCCCCCAACCUCACCCCCACCCCGAACCCCGACUGCUUCGUCGCAACUCGCUCCGCAGAGAUUUUUAUAAGAUGCAGGAUUUUCAAUACGUUUGAAAACAUUUAAUAUAUAUCUAUAUAUGUGUGUCAAACAGACUCCCAACCUAACAAGCACGGAGAAAGUCCUACUGCGGACAGGCAACGCAAUCAAUGGUAACAGGAUUCUUUCUUUUUUAACAAAAAAAGAAACAAAAAUGUAUUCCGUGACUCAGUUCCAAAGUGUCCCACCGUCAAAACGGCUGUGGUCUGGUCUUUUUAAGAUAUUUACAAGGUGCGAUAAGUUGUCCUUUUGUUUCUGUGUUAAAACCUCCUCCUCCCCCAUUCCCAAAUCUACUCCUCCUCCAGCCAUCCUCCCACCAAGAGUUCAGACCCUACAUCCCCCCUUCUCCUCCCCCCUUACAGCCCGCCCCCACCCACAAUGGGAUUGACCAUUUGCUUAUCUGUGUUUUCCGCCUGAAAAAGUAGCCAAUAUUCUGAUAAAUUUGAUGCAUCUUUCUGAACUUCUUGCAUGAUGGAUUUGUGCAGUUUGUAUUUGGGACGUGGACUGAAAGGGGUGGGGAUAGCAUGGGACAGAGAGGCGUCAACUCAGUGUCCGAGCUGACUCUUGCUUAGAUUAUUAUUCUUUACAAUAAAUUACCAAAACUGUAGUCCCAGAGAAUACCCCUUGGGGAGAAUUGGGGGAAAGUAAAAAUAAUUUUCGUAUCUCAUUGAAUUAAGUUUAUCAGGGUCAAUGAGAGUUAUAGCCAAUGGAGAGCUGACUAUUCUGGUUGGAAAAAAAAACUUUUUUCUCUUUUUUUCCUAUAAGACAGCUUUAAAAACCUUCGAUUUUGACUUUUUAAUGUUUUAGUAACUGAAUCCAAGGUAGAUAGCUGAGAUUGUAUGUUACCACCCCAAGAAUACAGGAUUGCUUACUGUGUAAGCUUGUUAAAUAUCAUCACAACCAUUAUUUGAUCUCACUGCAGCAUUUAAA
This is a messenger RNA of Stegostoma tigrinum, 3870 nucleotides long. RefSeq names its product SLIT and NTRK-like family, member 4 (gene slitrk4). Gene Ontology annotation, cellular component: membrane; glutamatergic synapse. Gene Ontology annotation, molecular function: protein binding. Gene Ontology annotation, biological process: axonogenesis; positive regulation of synapse assembly; regulation of presynapse assembly. The coding region runs from base 294 to 2753 and encodes 819 amino acids. Lineage: Eukaryota; Metazoa; Chordata; Chondrichthyes; Orectolobiformes; Stegostomatidae. The record is from RefSeq and is a predicted model, not a curated record. The transcript has 2 exons.